GGAUCGGGUUUGUAUGAGAAUAAUCGCUGCUGUGAUUCGGUUCAUUGGUUUCACCUGAACAAACAUCGAUCGAUUCCGUCCUGACGGAGAAAGCGCCGCUCGAGCAUCUACACAACGUCUAUGAAUCCGGGACAAUUAUUAACAUGUCGACCAAGGCAGAGCAAUUUGGCUCUAAGAUUCGAUACUUGCAAGAGUAUCACAACCGUGUGCUACACAAUAUUUACCCAGUGCCUUCCGGAACAGACAUUGCAAACACUCUGAAAUACUUUUCCCAAACGCUGCUCAGCAUCCUGUCCCGUACAGGCAGAAAGGAGAGCCAGGAAGCUUCCAAUUUGGCCGUGCCCAUGACCAUGUGUCUUUUUCCUGUGCCAUUCCCACUCACCCCAUCUCUAAGACCACAAGUCAGUUCCAUCAACCCUACAGUUACUCGAUCCCUCCUUUACAGCGUUCUGCGGGACGCCCCGGCCGACCGGGCUGGUGCCCCCCAGCAGAGUCGGGACGUCCAGCUCUCAGAAUACCCUUCACUGGACUAUCAGGGGCUCUAUGCCACUCUCGUGACCUUGCUUGACCUGGUGCCUCUUCUGCAGCAUGGUCAGCAUGAUCUCGGCCAGGCCAUAUUUUACACCACAACAUGCCUUCUGCCUUUCCUUAGUGACGAUAUUCUCUGCACUUUACCCUACACCAUGAUCUCCACUUUAGCCACGUUCCCUCCUUUCCUGCACAAAGACAUCAUAGAGUAUCUGAGCACCUCCUUCCUCCCCAUGGCUAUAUUGGGUUCGACUCGAAGAGAGGGUGGCGUUCCAGCGUAUGUCAAUCUGUCUGCCUCCUCCAUGUUGAUGAUUGCCAUGCAAUACACUUCAAAUCCAGUGUACCACUGUCAGCUUUUGGAGUGUCUUAUGAAAUUCAAGCAGGAAGUUUGGAAGGAUCUUCUGUAUGUCAUAUCAUAUGGCCCAUCUCAAGUCAAGCCUCCAGCUGUUCAAAUGCUCUUUCAUUACUGGCCCAACCUUAAGCCUCCAGGUGCCAUCAGUGAGUAUAGAGGACUGCAAUACACAGCCUGGAACCCCAUCCACUGCCAACACAUUGAGUGUCAGAAUUCUAUUAAUAAGCCUGCGGUUAAGAUGUGUAUUGAUCCAACACUCUCUGUUGCCCUGGGUGACAAACCCCCUCCGUUAUACAUCUGUGAGGAGUGCAGUCAGAGGAUCGCUGGUGAUCAUGCCGAGUGGCUCGUUGAUGUGCUUUUACCACAAGCUGAAAUUUCUGCUAUAUGUCAGAAGAAGAACUGCAGCUCUCACGUCCGGCGGGCUGUCGUCACCUGCUUCUCAGUUGGCUGCUGCGGUCGUCAUGGUAACCGGCCAGUGCGCUAUUGCAAGCGUUGCCAUGUCAACCACCACAGCAGUGAGGUGGGGGCAUCAGCGGAGACGCAUCUGUACCAGACGUCCCCACCUCCCAUCAACACACGCGAGUGUGGAGCAGAGGAGCUGGUGUGCACUGUGGAGGCCGUGAUCAGUCUUUUGAAAGAGGCCGAGAUCCACGCGGAGCUGCGGGAGUUUGAGCUGAAUCGCCGCCGUCAGAUGGGUCUGUCCGCAUCCCAUCAUUCCCUCGACAACCUGGAGUUUGACAACAAAGAAGACGACCAGCAUGACCAGAGAUUACUCAGUCAGUUCGGCAUCUGGUUCCUGGUGAGUCUGUGCACGCCCAGUGAAAACACGCCCACUGAGAGUCUUGCCCGAUUGGUCAGCAUGGUCUUUCAGUGGUUUCACUCCACGGCUUACAUGAUGGACGAUGAGGUGGGCAGUCUCGUGGAAAAACUCAAACCGCAGUUUGUCACAAAGUGGUUAAAGACGGUGUGUGACGUGCGCUUUGAUGUUAUGGUCAUGUGCCUGUUACCCAAACCGGUGGAGUUUGCCAGGGUGGGCGGUUACUGGGAUAAGUCGUGCAGUACAGUGACGCAGCUGAAGGAGGGAUUGAACCGGAUUCUGUGUUUGAUUCCCUAUAACGUGAUCAGUCAGCCGCUGUGGGAAUGUUUCAUGCCGGAGUGGUUAGAAGCGAUUCGCACUGAAGUUCCAGACAAUCAACUCAAAGAGUUCCGUGAAGUUCUCAGUAAGAUGUUUGAUAUUGAAUUGUGUCCGCUGCCGUUCUCUAUGGAGGAGAUGUUUGGGUUCAUCAGCUGCAGGUUCACCGGAUAUCCAGCGUCAGUGCAGGAACAAGCUCUGCUGUGGCUUCAUGUUCUGUCAGAGUUGGAUAUCGUGGUUCCUCUGCAGCUUCUCAUUAACAUGUUCUCUGAUGGUGUGAACUCGCUAAAGGAACUGGCCAAUCAGAGAAAGGCACGAGCGGCAGAUCUGUCAGGAAGCGCAGGACCCCGGAGGGUGAGUGUAGUGUCAGACCCGGGCAGAAGGGGGCAGCAUAAUAACUUGAGUCCAUUUCCGAGUCCGUUCCGGAGCCCCUUCCGUAGCCCUCUGCGCUGCAGCCCCUUUAAGAAUCUGGGUCACGCCGCGGGCAACUGCGCACUCGACCUCGACUGCGAUGAUGAUGAUAUGAAUCUGGGCUGCUUCAUCCUCAUGUUUGACCUCAUACUUAAACAGAUGGACUUGCAGGAUGAUGCAGUAAUGUUGGGUUUGGAGAGCAGUCUGGGUCGUGAUAUCGUUGGCAUUAUAAACAGCGUGUUCCAGGCUCCUUGGGGCGGCUCACACACCUGUCAGAAGGAUGAGAAAGCACUCGAAUGUAACCUGUGUCAGUCCAGCAUACUGUGCUAUCAACUGGCCUGUGAUUUACUGCAGAGACUGACGCCACGCGACGAGAUACGACUGGUGGAGCCGUCUGAGUGUCUGGAGGAGAGUUUGGUUUUUCCUCAAGAAGAAUUCACUCUCAAAUUAGAAAAUGGAGCUGAUGGAGACAAUCCGUCCAGCACAGAAAACCCCAGAAGCACUAGCCCUUCUCCUGAAAUCCCCCCAUUAAAGAAUAGUGCUGACAGGAAGUUCUGCUACCUACAGCUUCCUAUUUCCCUCAAGCUUCUGUACACCAUACUGCAGGAAAUGAAUAAGUUUGAGGAGCCAGAUAUCCUGUUCAACAUGCUCAACUGUCUGAAGAUCUUGUGUUUGCAUGGAGAAUGCCUGUAUCAUGCCAGAAAAGAUCACCCACAAUUCCUGGCCUACAUACAAGAGAAGAUGCUCAUUCCCAGUUUGUGGUCGAUGCUGAAAUCAGAGUUUUGUCAGUUGGCGUCUCUGGCCGCUCCGCAGCUGCUGCACGCACUCUCUCUCUCUCACGCUGCUGAUAUCUUCUGGCGUCUGGUGGACAGCAGCUUCAACCACAAAGACUGGAAGAACCGUUUUGAAGCAGUGGAGCGCGUGGCAGUAUUGUGCCGUUUUCUGGACAUCGGUUCUCUCACUAAGAGUCACCUGCUCAAAUAUUCUCUGGCUCACGCAUUCUGCUGCUUCCUGGCCAGUAUAGAGGACGUGAACCCCGCAGUGGCCACUAGAGCCCGAUUACUGCUGGACACCAUCAAACGGCCCUCACUGCAGGGUCUGUGUCUGUGCCUGGACUUCCAGUUUGACACGGUUGUCAGAGAUCGGCCCAUUAUCUUGAGUAAACUACUGCUGCUGCAUUCACUGAAGCAGGAUAUUCCUGCGCUGAGCUGGGAAUUCUUCGUCAACCGUUUCGAGACGCUUUCGCUUGAAGCUCAACUGCAUCUUGACUGUAAUAAAGAGUUUCCGUUUCCUACAACUAUUACUGCAGUGAGGACAAAUGUGGCCAACCUGAGUGACGCUGCCAUGUGGAAGAUCAGACGAGCUCGGUUUGCUCGCAAUCGUCAGAAGAGUGUCCGUUCAUUACGAGACAGUGUGAGGGGACCAUCAGAGUCCAAACGUGCAUUCUCCCUCCCUGAGACCCUCUGCAACAAACUCUCUCACAGACUCACAAGACAAGAGCAGUCUGCACCCACACUGGGCAACAUGCUGGAGACGGUCCUCACAGUUGAAAGUUGUUCUCAAGAGGAUGACUCGGCCAUUAAAGAUCUUCUGCCUGAGGAUGCUGGUAUUGACCAUCAGACUGUUCACCAGCUUAUCAUGGUGCUGAUGAAGUUCAUGGCCAAAGACAAGAGCAGCGCAGAGACAGAUAUUGGCAGUGCCAAAGCUUUCAACACGGUCAAACGGCAUCUGUACGUCCUGCUGGGAUAUGACCAACAGAUGGGAUGCUUCAUGAUUACCCCUCAGAAAAUGCGUUCUUCAACAUGCUUUAACGCUUUCAUUGCAGGAAUCGCUCAGGUGAUGGAUUAUAACAUCGGUUUGGGGAAACAGCUGCUGCCGCUGGUUGUGCAGGUAUUGAAGUAUUGCACGUGUCCACAGCUCAGGCCGAACUUCCAGGAGCCUCCACGAUGCUCGCUGUGGGCCCUCAAACCUCACAUCAGACAGAUGUGGCUCAAAGCUCUGCUCGUCAUACUCUAUAAGUAUCCAUAUCGAGACAUGGACAUGAGUAAAGAGGUGGUGCUGCAUCUAAUCCACAUCACCAUAAACACCCUAAACGCUCAGUAUCACAGCUGUAGGUCACAUGUGUCUGCCGGACCACUGUACAGUGACAACUCCAACAUCAGCCGAUACAGCGAGAAGGAGAAAGAAGAAGACAGUGUGUUUGACGAGUCUGACAUCCAUGACACUCCAACCGGAGCAGCCAAUAAAGAAUCACAGACCUUCUUUGCUCGACUCAAGAGGAUCGGUGGCAGCAAAUCUGUCAAGUAUCAGGCAGUGGAGCUAAAUGCUCAAAGGAGUGAGAUCGAGUUGGCUGAAUACAAGGAGGGCGGUCCGCUGCAGGACACAUUGCUGUACUCCACUCGAGAUGACAACAACAGUAAGAAGAAGCGACUGCAGGCCAUGCACAAGCAGAAGUCUCUGGAUAUCAGCAACACAGACUCCAUCCUCUUCAACCUAGACGAGCACCGGCGCAAGUCCUGCAUCGACCGCUGUGACCUGCAGGGACCGCAGGCCCUCCAACCAUCAUCUUCCUCUUCUACAGCCAGACAGCAGCACAGAGCACAGCAUCAUGGAAAAGACUCUUCUAAUGGACACUCAGUUGUAGACCGCAGAGGCUCUGGUGUGCAGAACGACAGUGUCAGACCAAUUAUACCAGAGGUGCGUCUCAGUUAUAUGGAGACGUAUGAAGAUAAAGCUGCCGGCCUGAACUCACCGUUGUGUGGUGGACCUGCACAUUAUAAGGAGGAUCCAGACCUCAUAGAUCUUUCCUCAGACUGCACUUCCAUCCCUGAAAAGCACUCCAUUCUCUCGCUCUCUGACAGUGACUCACUGGUGUUUGAGCCGUUGCCUCCUCUACGUAUUGUGGAGAGCAAUGAGGACCUGUUUGAAGCCCUCAGACUCCCCAGUGGAGGGCUGAGCAAAUCUGAGCAACCUUUAUCUCCCUUCAUCAGCUCCACAGUACACUUGUCUUCAGUCGUUCAGGUCAGUGUGGAGGAUUGCUCCAAAGAUGAUCAAAGCGGCACUACGGGCCGAGAAACCUUUGAGCAUGCUGCUGAAUCCAGACCUGGUCCUGUCAUUUCAGCUGCAUCUCUGGAGCUCCCCAACUCCACACCGCAUCAGGAGAGCCCCAUGACUCUUAAGCAGAAGAGGGAUCUUUUCAGAAAGACAUCGCACAUGGCAAAUGCAUCCCUGGACGAGUCUUGCUCGCUGCUCGAGGAUUCGGCUGGAACGAGUCCCUCGAGCAGAUCAGUGUUCCCCCACAUCCCGGUGGAUACGCUUGAGUCACUGGAUCCGCUGAAAGCUGGAGGAAGCCCUCACGAUGGAGAUGAUGACAAUGAUGAAAUUGACGAGAGAGAAAGUGACCACAAACCCGAUGAUGAGAGCGAUGAAGCUGAAUUCAAGAUUCAGAUUGUGCCACGGCAGCGUAAAGAGAGAAAGAUCGCUGUCAGUGCCAUUCAGAGAGAAUAUCUUGACAUCUCCUUUAACACUCACGACAAAAUUAAAGAACCAGCAACUGAACCAGAUCAGAAUUCUCUGUCGAAUCUGGAGAAGCCGAGAGAAUCAGCCUCAGCUCCAGCUCUGGAGGCCACCGUCCCUGACACCAGCCAUCGCUCCUCAGUGUCCACUCAGUAUCGUCAGGUGAAGCGCGGGUCUCUGGGUGCAGUGACCAUGAGUCAGUUAAUGAAGAGACAGUUGGAGCAUCAGUCCAGUGCACCUCAAAACAUCAGCACAUGGGACACUGGUCCUACAAAGGCAAGUCUGCUGUCGGCUCCAAGCACCGUCAGUAUGUUUGUGCUGGCACCAGAAGACUUCAGCGACGAGCAGCCCACCACAAUGGCCGACAGGUGUCGUGACUGUGGUGCAGUUCUAGAGGAGUACGAUGAGGAGACUCUUGCUCUUGCUGUGGUGGUUUUGUCCAUGUUCAUUCAUCUGAGUCCAGAUCUGGGCGCUCCGCUACUGCUGGAGAUCAUGCAGUCGGUGGGCAGGUUGGCAUCUAGUUCUAAUUUCACAGGUCAGGCUGAAAGUAUGCUAAUACCUGGUAAUGUUGCUGGUGUUGCCAAGCAGUUCCUGCGCUGUAUUCUCCAUCAGCUCGCCCCGAACGGCAUCUUACCACAACUGUUCCAGAGCAACAUAAAAGAUGGAAGUUUUCUGCGCACUCUGGCCACGUCACUGAUUGAUUUCAGUGAGUUGAGUUCUGUAGCAGCAUUGAGUCAACUGCUCGAGGGCUUGAACAAUAAGAAGACUCUACCAGCGGGGGGCGCAAUACUACACUGUCUGGAGAACAUCGCCACCUUCAUGGAGACUCUUCCUAUGGACUCACCCAGUAACCUCUGGACAACCAUCUGUAACCAGUUCCAGACAUUCUUAACUAAACUACCUGCUGUUCUGCCACUCAAGUGUCCGCUGGACUCUAGUCUGAGAAUAAUCAUCUGUUUGCUGAAGAUUCCUGCCACGAAUGCAACAAGAAGUCUGUUGGAGCCGUUCUCUAAACUCCUGAGUUUUGUCAUCCAGUAUGGCAUCUUCAGUCUGUCGUAUCUCCUCGAGCUCUGCAGUUUAUGCUACAAAACCUUCAGCAAGGAGAGGGACAAGUUCUACAUGUCUCGUAUUGUUGUUGUGGAGUUGCUUCAGGCUCUGAAGUUCAAGUCAACGAUUCCUGACACGAAUCUGCUGCUGCUGGUGCAGUUUGUGUGUUCAGACAUCGGAACGAGGCUCGCUGAAUCCACCAUUCUGCAGAAGCACAUGAUUUCCGCUCUGCCGGGGUGCACAACAGCGGCGAUGGAGUGUUUGCGUCAGUAUCUGAGUGAGCUGCUUGACUUCAUCGCAGACAUGCACACGCUCACCAAAUUAAAGAGUCACAUGAAAGCGUGCUGUCAGCCAUUGCAUGAAGACACGUUCGGCGGGAAUCUGAAGGUUGGUCUUUCUCAAGUAGCAGCGAUGGAGAUCAGCAAAGGAAACCACAGAGACAAUAAAGCUGUUAUCCGCUACCUGCCAUGGCUUUACCACCCGCCUUCUGCCAUGCAACAGGGACCUAAAGAGUUCAUUGAGUGUGUGUCACACAUUCGGCAGUUGUCAUGGUUACUGCUGGGGUCUCUUACCCACAGUACUUUGCAUCAGGGCUCCACGUGCUGUAUGCCGAUUCCUCUGGAUGCUGGAUCGCACAUCGCAGACCAUCUCAUCGUUAUUCUGAUAGGAUUCCCAGAACAAUCUAAGACUUCUGUGUUGCACAUGUGCUCGCUCUUCCAUGCCUUCAUGUUUGCUCAGCUGUGGACAAUCUACUGCGAGCAGGCGGCGGCCGUCCCAGCCAAUCAGAACCAGAAUCAGAAUGAGUUCUCCUCGUGUGCAAUCCUCACUGGUCUGGAGUUCUGGAGUCGCGUCACUCCGAGUAUUCUGCAGCUUAUGGCCCAUAACAAAGUGAUGGUGGAGAUGGUCUGUUUACAUGUCAUCAGUUUAAUGGAAGCAUUACAGGAGUGUAACUCAACCAUUUUUGUUAAACUGAUACCCAUGUGGCUGCCAAUGAUUCAGUCUAACUUAAAUCAUCUGUCUGCAGGUCUUCAACUGCGUCUGCAAGCCAUUCAAAACCGUGUGAAUCAUCAGUGUCUGCAGAAUCCUGCAGCUGGAUCUUUCCCGCUGGCGCUGCGCAAGUGGCUACAGUGCACACAGUUUAAAAUGGCCCAAGUGGAGAUACAGUCUUCUGAAGCAGCAUCACAGUUCUACCCAAUGUGAUGUAGAAAGCUGUGUGUGUAUGUUUGUUUGAAUGUGUGAUGGAUGUGCAUAUUGCUGUAUAUCAAAUGCAGUUAUAGAGACAUAUAUGAAUAAUGUUAGCCUGCUACAAACAGGGCAGAUUUACAAAUUCUAUAGUAUGCAUAUAUCUAUUUCAAACCAAAAUAAACAGUUCAGUUCAGAGGAUUUUUUUUAAACAUUAGUUUAUUGUGUGUGUUACACUGGCAUUUUCCACACUGUCCUGUAAAAAUAUUAAUAUAAAGCAAAUAACAUCCUAUAUGAUCACAGGUGUUCACUACCAAGGAGCUUUAACUUUCAAGAUAUAUUGCAAGGUCCUAUAGCCAGUCAUUCCAGCCUCGAGUUUCUGGAACAGAACGUCUACAAUGUGCAUCUCACGUUACUCACAUUAACGCUGGACACAUUUGGCUUCUGUACUGUGAACAAUCAUAGAAAAUAGUCAUAAAAAUAAAUUAGUGUGUAAUUAUGUGAAAAGUUAAUGGUUACAUUUUU
Xyrauchen texanus (razorback sucker) is the source of this 8693-nucleotide messenger RNA. Its product is annotated as protein unc-79 homolog. Gene Ontology annotation, molecular function: protein binding. The record is from RefSeq and is a predicted model, not a curated record. Lineage: Eukaryota; Metazoa; Chordata; Actinopteri; Cypriniformes; Catostomidae. Bases 144 to 8186 code for a protein of 2680 amino acids. The transcript is spliced from 51 exons.